This is a messenger RNA of Betta splendens (Siamese fighting fish), 5214 nucleotides long. RefSeq names its product ER degradation-enhancing alpha-mannosidase-like protein 3. The transcript is spliced from 20 exons. NCBI's taxonomy places the organism in Eukaryota, Metazoa, Chordata, Actinopteri, Anabantiformes, Osphronemidae. Gene Ontology annotation, molecular function: calcium ion binding; mannosyl-oligosaccharide 1,2-alpha-mannosidase activity. Gene Ontology annotation, cellular component: membrane; endoplasmic reticulum. Gene Ontology annotation, biological process: endoplasmic reticulum mannose trimming; mannose trimming involved in glycoprotein ERAD pathway; carbohydrate metabolic process. The record is from RefSeq and is a predicted model, not a curated record. Bases 801 to 3338 code for a protein of 845 amino acids.
UAUCGGCUUUGCUUCUGCCGGGUAGAAAAAAUCCUGCCCUUUGACAGCUCGGCACUCGACGUCAGGAUGUUGUGUGGCCGUAGGUCUAUUUGGGGACGUGUCAUUUGCCAUUUAACUGCAUGACGGUCAUUUUACCUUUUAAGGGACCUGUUUGUUUUGUAGACGAGUGUGUUGUUCUGGCAAAACGUAGGCGUAAGCUACGCUUGCUAGCUAACCAGCUAGCUUGGCGGCUAAGUAGCAACUUUCAGCUGGCUAGCCACCAGGAUUAUUUCAGUCCUGACACGAAUGAGGACAUGUUUUCGCUUUGCUAUAAAUGUGACAAAUACCCUUUGUAAUAGUUUUAUUUUACACAUUUGAUAUUUUUCUGAUCAUCUCGCGUUGCUGUGUUCUGGACAUCGCCAAGUGUUAUUGUUUACCGAGGCUCAGCUGGAGCUCGCCACCUGGAUUGUUGACAUGCGUGUACAUGGAUAGCGGUGGGCUGGGGACCGUGGGUAGCCUUUGUGCUGCUCCUAACAAGACCGGACCAACUAUAAAAUAAUCACUGAGCACGUAUGGACAUGGAGCUGGGAGGUAGCUAACGUAUGUCGACGUUAGCCUGAACAGUGUGGCCGACUUCGUAGCAAAAUGAGGAAUACUGGGUCUUGAAGGGACGACAGCUGUGCCCGUUGGACGGUUUGCGUCGGUGCUCGACAAAGGACGGGGGUUGUUAGUCCUUCACUAAAAGCCUCACUUGAGGCAAGUAAAAGCGUUGAAGCGGAGCUAAACGUUGCUGGUAACUCUUUCACCUCUGGGACACUGGGAUGAUGCUUAAAACGUUGCUUAUCACCAGUCUUCUUGGCUGCGUGAAAUGUCAGGAGAGCCACAGCAUGAGUCCAGAGGAGAAGUCUGUCAUCAGGGACCAGAUUGUCGAGAUGUUUGAUCACGCGUAUGGCAGUUACAUGAAAUAUGCCUACCCAGCAGAUGAGCUGAUGCCUCUAAGUUGCAGAGGGAGAGUCCGUGGGCAGGAGCCCAACAGGGGCGACAUAGAUGACUCCUUGGGGAAGUUUUCUCUCACACUAAUUGACACCCUUGAUACCCUGGUGGUGUUAAACAAACUUGAUGAGUUUGAGGACGCAGUCAGGAAGGCUGUGAGGGACGUACGCCUGGACAACGAUGUAGUGGUGUCUGUCUUUGAGACCAACAUCAGAGUUUUAGGAGGACUUUUAGGGGCCCAUGUGAUGGCUGAUUUGCUCCGUCAACGUGGGGACAGAAUGCAGUGGUACCAGAAUGAGCUUCUACACAUGGCCAAAGACUUGGGCGACCGAUUACUGCCUGCCUUCAACACCACAAGUGGCCUUCCCUACCCUAAGGUGAAUCUGCGGUACGGAGUACUGAAUCCACUUUCACGUACUGGCACUGAAUCAGACACCUGCACAGCCUGUGCAGGAACAAUGAUCCUGGAGUUUGCUGCCCUCAGUCGGCUGUCAGGAGACUCUGUAUUUGAGGAACAUGCAAGGAAGGCUUUGGACGUCCUCUGGGAGAGGAGACAGAGAGGAAGUGACUUAGUGGGGACUGUCAUCAAUAUCCAUAAUGGAGAAUGGAUCCGCAGGGACAGUGGUGUUGGUGCUGGUAUCGACUCGUACUACGAAUAUCUUAUGAAGGGUUACAUUCUUUUAGGAGAUAAUGUUUUUCUGGAGCGGUUCAAUAUUCACUACAGUGCCAUUAUGAAGUACAUCAGUCAGCCACCACUGCUGCUCAAUGUGCACAUGCACAACCCUACUGUGAGCGUGCGGAGCUGGAUGGACUCCCUUCUGGCAUUUUUUCCUGGAUUACAGGUUUUAAGAGGAGACCUGAAACCAGCUAUUGAGACUCACGAGAUGCUUUACCAAGUCACCAGACAGCACAAGUUCCUUCCAGAGGCAUUCACUACAGAGUUCAGAGUGCACUGGGGCCAACAUUUACUGAGACCAGAGUUUGCAGAAAGCACCUACUACCUCUACAAGGCCACCGGUGACCCAUACUACCUCAGAGUGGGACAGUCGGUUGUGGAAAAGCUCAAUGCCUAUGCCAGAGUGCCUUGCGGGUUUGCUGCUGUCCAAGAUGUCCGUACCGGGACACAUGAAGACAGGAUGGACUCCUUCUUUCUGGCCGAGAUGUUUAAAUACCUGUACCUGCUGUUUUCGGAGAAGAGCCAGGUACCCAUUGACAUAGAUGACUACAUCUUCACCACAGAGGCGCAUCUGCUUCCUGUCUCUCUUUCCACCACCCAGCCACCCUGUCAGGGCAACAACACGGAGACGUUUCCCGUUUCUCCACAAGAGGAUCUGUUCACCCACGCCUGUCCCAGCACAGAGACAUUGUUUCCCAACAACCCUUCAUUUGCCAAAACCAUCCGGGACGGCUACAAGUACCUCACAGGGGUGGGACGAGCCUUCCACCCUCUACCAGUCAGGGAGAUUGAACUACCACUCCAUGAUAAUGGCAUGGAGCCAAUGGAGUUCUUGAAAAGCAUGGGCAUUUCUCUCACACCUUUGAAUGAGAUCCUAACAGGAGAAUCUGGAAGUCAGAAGGAGCAUAAAGGAGUGUUCCGCGUGAAGCUUGUGGCAGAGGUAAGCCAAACAACAGAGGAGGAGGUGCUGCCUCAUGUUGUGCAGCUCAUAUCUCCCCCUUUUCUGGGAAGAACUGUCCUCACAGCAGGACCUGCCAAAUUUGGAAUGGACCUUUCCAAACAGGAGCAUGGGGUCAAAGGCAGCAUUGUGAAAACGUCUCCCUACACGGCCUGUGGGCAAAUCGACAAUGCUGCGGAGAUCAAAGGCCGUAUUGCUCUGGCGCUACGCGGUGACUGCAUGUUUGCUGUCAAGGCUCGUCGGCUGCAGGAGGCUGGAGCUAUAGGAGCCAUUUUUAUAGAUCACCGCGAAGGAAGCAGCAGCAAGGAAACGCCUCUGUUCCAGAUGGUUGGAGACGGCGACUCCACUGAGGACAUCACCCUACCUUUGGUUUUUCUGUUCAGCCAUGAGGGUGCUGUACUCACAGCUGCUCUGGAGGAACAUCACAAUGUGGAUGUGCUGCUACUGCCCAAGGAGAAGCAACUGGGACAUGAAAAAAAUAAAAAAACAGCUGGGAUGAACAUUAAAUUGCGUCUGUCAGAAGAUGUUGGGCUGGAGGACGGAGCAGCUGGAGGACCCACUUUGGAGUUUGUCCUCGAAAAUGAAGACAUUCUGCUUAAGGAAGAGGAAAAUGAGGAGAUCAGAGGAGAAGAGAAAUCACAGUUCUGUACGGAGACAACAGAGGACGACAGGACUGAAUCGUGCUCAUCUCAAACCCCAGACUCUAACAGCAGACCAGACUCGACUCCUUGACCACUGUGACGUCUAAAGCAGCCAAGCCUCCCACCACUGAUCUCUGAUCCUUUUUUUGAAUGGCAUGUGCCUCAGAGCCCCUCACUGCCCUGCAAAGAGCCGUAACCAACCCAGCCUGCAUGUGUACAUCUCAGAUAGGCAGGUCAAGCAUUGUGAUGCCCAUAAUCAUGACCCUUUACAACUAAAAGUGUACAUCAAUAUGACAUACAGUCAAAGAGCAGAUUUUAAUGUAAGAAAUAUGGAGUUUGUGUUCUUUUAAAUGCUAAAUGCUUAAACCUGUAGGCUGAGAUCGCUGGUGCUACCUAAACCCAGCUGGUAUUGUAGUUGUAUGCACGUAGGGGGUAAUAAUGAUGUAGAUCAUUAAAUCAAAUGAAAAAUUACCUCUUUUUAGAGGGGACAUGGAUAAGACAACACAUUUACUCAGCUAUGUUUUUAUCCAACAUGGUGUGUUUUUAUUGUAAAUUGCACCUUUUUGAGUCUGUAAGUACUGUUAAAUAUUAAGUCAUGGUUGAUGGGACAUCACCUGGCCAGUAGGUGGUGUCAGUUUACAUGAUUUUUCUGCAAUGUCCUGUUAACUGAUGAACGAUAUGUGGGCCAAUUUAGUUUUGUUUUUUUUAACUAGUGCACAGCUUCAGGGAAUUUUAAAAGUGAAUGAAACGUUUGUGUGCUCUGCAUUUUCCUUUUAAUAUAAUAGGAGCUUACGUUUUCGAGGCAUAACUAAUAUCUGCAGCCCAAGCUUCAGUGCUGUCAGAUCAAACCCUUUAGUCUUUUCAAAGACGUGCAUGCAAGCAUCCAGCAUCUGUAGGACUGACCAUAUGUAUCAGUUGGGAUUGUUUGGAAUUAUAUAUAAUUAUUGUUGAUUUGUAAAUGAUGAUUGCAAAAUUGACCAAAGGCGGGUUUCUUGCAGCAUAAGUCCACAUGUACAUUAACACUGGUUAUUUCUAGAUGCAGCAUCAUUGUUGUACAAGACUCCUAUGCACUUUCAAACACGGGUAUGAUCAUCGUGGCAGAUUAGUACAUUUGCAUUUAUUUUGUGUUGGUGUUGCAAUAAGCAGUUUUAUCAGCAGCAGUCGUUAAUAUUUUUUAUUGUGCAUACAUAGCAUACAGGGACAAGCUACAGGGUUGCUUUUAUAACUGAUACUAGUGUUUUAUUGAUUUGCUGGUUUGAUGGAAGACAGCAUCUAGUAAAGUAGAAGCGCCAAUUUUUCCUGAACACUUGUGUGCAAUUAAUUUCUUAGUAAUGUCUUCAUCUUUGUUGUACAAGUGCUAUUGAUAUUGGUACAAAAGUGCUACUGGGUUAAUUUUAAUUUUGAAUCUUAAUCAAACAUCGUAUUAAUAUAUACUUUUUUUAGCCUUUGUCAGGGGCACUGCCAUCCUGUAUAGCUCAGGAAUGUGUGUUACUGUUCACAUAAAGACCACAAACUACAGUUACAUAUACUUUGUUUUUCAUGUGCAUUUAUUGUCACAUUUAGUUGUCUAAUUUUUAUUUUGAUCAGUAGCUGAAACUCCUAAUGUGCCAAAAGAGACGCAUGCUCCCAUUUUUGUUUCACAUGGUCUCUCUGCUCAGUUCCUGUCUAUGAGCUGAGGUAGUCUCAUCGAUACAUUCAAAUACACUUUCAAUACAUUCAUUCAUUCAAAUAUUUUUGGAAAGAAACAUUUGAUUCUUCAUUGAACCAUCUAUGUGCAACACUCUGCAGGCAUUUCAUUACAAAAAGGAAUAGUUACUUUUUAUUCCUAAUUUCAUAAUUAAAAUAAUGGAUUACUUGUUGUUGAUGUGACCCAAUGCUUUAUUACAUCCACCUUAACCAUGUGCUAUCAUAAUUACAGUAAUGUUUCUGCCAUGACUGUGAAAUAAACCACUCUGUUUUCGCUAUUA